Triticum dicoccoides is the source of this 1385-nucleotide messenger RNA. RefSeq names its product E3 ubiquitin-protein ligase RMA1H1-like. Bases 227 to 1024 code for a protein of 265 amino acids. Gene Ontology annotation, molecular function: metal ion binding; ubiquitin protein ligase activity. Gene Ontology annotation, biological process: ubiquitin-dependent protein catabolic process. The transcript has 2 exons. Gene Ontology annotation, cellular component: endoplasmic reticulum. The record is from RefSeq and is a predicted model, not a curated record. Lineage: Eukaryota; Viridiplantae; Streptophyta; Magnoliopsida; Poales; Poaceae.
AUCUCAUCCCACCUCCACCUCCUUCUUAACCUCCCUCAUCUUCUUCCUCCGCCCGCUCCCCCGCACGCCGCAGCGACGCAAUCUCACCGAUCGGUCCUCGCCCCCCCUCGCUCGAUCCUCGGAGGCCAGGGACCGAGGGCGGCGGCGCGCGUGCGGAUUGGAUUCCUUCCGAGUACCGUGAGUUCUUCGACCAGAACUGUUUGCGACAGCUAGCAUUCUGAUUGCUAUGGAAGGUGGGGGAAUGGACCAGGUUUGCAUGGCUGCCAUGACAAACCAACCUCCAGUGUCCGAUAACAAGCCGAUGAAGAACAUCAGUGGGGAGAUGCCUGCAACCGCAACUGCAAACGCUGGAAGCGGCUCCUUUGACUGCAACAUCUGCCUCGACUUCGCUGCAGACCCAGUUGUUACCCUCUGUGGCCAUCUCUACUGCUGGCCUUGCAUCUACGAGUGGCUGCGACCGUCGGUGGUAUCAGCCUCCGGUGCCAACAGCACUUCAGCAAGGCAGCAGUGCCCCGUGUGCAAGGCCGCGCUAUCUGCUGACAGCCUUGUGCCGCUCUAUGGCCGUGGUGGUAGCUCGAAGAAAUCACUGGAUGGCACGGCCAUUCCUCGACGGCCAACAGUGCACCGGGAGAAUGUUGCGCACCAGCACGCGCAAAGCAGCAUCGAUGAUGACCGGCACCACCACAAUGUGGAGCCCAGCCCUCCGCUCCGGUCACUGCGGCAUGCGCACCACCACCAUCCUGGUGCCACCGAAUUCGACUUCGUCUACCCUCCUUCGCCAAUGGGGCGUGGCCUGAUCCACUCGACGGCUGGAGGAGUGCUUGGAGGGAUGGCGGAGGCGGUGCUUCCGUGGGCGUUCCGCGGCCAGGUGCCGCCGAGCAUGUACUACACAAGCCCCUACGCCGUUGUGGACCACACGGUGGGUCCCCGGCUGAGGAGGCAGCAGAUGGAGGUGGAGAGGUCCCUGCACCAGAUCUGGUUCUUCCUCUUCGUGUUUGUUGUGUUGUGUCUGCUCUUGUUCUGAAGCAAGGCUAGAGGCUCUCGUUCUGAACUGAAGAGGCGGUAUACGGCUUGUGUAUAUAUUGGAAGGCGUGAUAUACUGCCUCUCGAGGAAAAAGAAGGCAAGAUACUAAUGAAUGGGUGUCACUUAUAUAGUGAUGGGGAGAGGAUAAGGAACCGUUAAUGCUCUUAACGGUCUCUAUCGGUAAGCAUGCGUCUAAAUCAUGCUGAUAUAUAGAGUUGUAAUAUGAAAGACUUGGAGGUGAAAUGCAAAUUUCAUUCUUGUCUUGCCUCAGUACCAGGAAAUCCAUUACCUGAACCAUACAUAUGGCCUGUUUGGUUUGCCUGCAUCUGUCACUACCAUGUAAUGCAAAUUUUCCUCUCAA